AUGUUAACAGUACCCUUAUUACCUAUAUUUAUCAUAUUUUUUAUUGGAUCUAUAGCAGAAACUAACAGACCUCCCUUCGACCUGGCAGAGGCUGAGUCGGAGUUAGUUAGUGGGUUUAUGACGGAACAUGCUGCAGUAAUUUUUGUAUUUUUUUUCUUAGCUGAGUAUGCCAGUAUAGUACUUAUUUGUACAGUUGCAAGUAUGUUAUUUUUAGGUGGUUACUUAUUCAAUAUUAUGCCUCUAGGUUUAAAUCUUGUGCUCUUAUAUUUACUUUUAUUUGAGUUCGGGCAUCCUUCCCACGAAUACGGUUUGACCAGUUAA
This is a messenger RNA of Botrytis fragariae, 321 nucleotides long. Its product is annotated as putative nadh-ubiquinone oxidoreductase chain. NCBI's taxonomy places the organism in Eukaryota, Fungi, Ascomycota, Leotiomycetes, Helotiales, Sclerotiniaceae. Gene Ontology annotation, biological process: aerobic respiration. The transcript is spliced from 3 exons. Gene Ontology annotation, molecular function: NADH dehydrogenase activity. Bases 1 to 321 code for a protein of 106 amino acids. Gene Ontology annotation, cellular component: membrane. The record is from RefSeq and is a predicted model, not a curated record.